AAGCAAUGCUGUCACUGUCAAAGAUUUUGUAAAACUGUGGUGGUUUGUGGAUGUCAUUUUAGGAAUUCCUCACUAAUUUAAUAAUAUUUUAAUCUGUUUGGUUUACUACAAGUAUAAAACAUUUCAUAACUUUAUAUUGUGCUUUCUAGUUAUCAUUCCAUCGAAAUAAUGUCUUGUGUAUUUUUUUCAUUAAAAGGUUAAGUGUGAAUUAUUAUGUAAAAAAUAACAAUAAUUUAUAAAAAUGAUGGCUGAUAAUGAAGUAGACGAGGCUCUAGCCUCGUUAGACAUGCUGAUGUCGGAGUUCUUUGCACCAGCAACAAGUAACUUCAGAAAGAGAGAGAUUGAGAAUAUGCUCGAGAAUUUUUCUAAUAGAAAUGAUUCUUGGAAACAUUGUUUGUUAUUCUUACAAAAAUCACAAAAUCAAUAUGUGUUGAUGUUUACUUUGACUACUUUGGAGAAUAUAAUCAACCGGCAAUGGAUCAGUCUAUCAGACAAUGAGAAGACUGAAGUGAGGCUUACAUUAUGGAAUGAAUUGUUGGCCAAACAUGAAGUGAUGGUGUAUUUUAUAAGAAAUAAAGUAGCAGCACUAAUGGUGUCCAUUGCACGCUAUGAUUGGCCUCAUUUGUAUGAUGAUUUCUUCAGUAAUAUUGUUGAGCUGAUCAGAAGUGAUGGGUCUCGUUGUCUCCUGGGCUUGGUCCUGGCACAGGCUGCAAGUGAAGAGCUGGGUGCUGCUCGUGAUACAGGUGUUCUGUUACCAUCCACUCGUAGGAGUCAACUGGAGAGGCUCAUGCUCAAGGGCAUGCCACAGCUCUUGAGUGCUCUAAGCGAUAUUUUGGAAAAAAAUGCCCAGAAGGAGGGUCAGUCUAAUCCACCGCCCUCACCUACUCAUGGUGUGCCACAAACUUCAGCACUACCAGACCUCUUGGCCAAUGCACAUGAUGUCACUGCUGCUGAUAAAGCCUUGAACAUGGAGAUAGUAGUGAAAUGUCUAACAACUCUUCAACAUUUAUUCUCGUGGCUGCCACUGUCCUCCCACGUACCACCAUCCUUAGUGACAACAGUGUUCUAUUGGGGCAGUAUAGCUACACAAUCACAGAGUAUGGAGGCGGCGCUGUGCGGUCUGGGCGGCGUGUGCGAGCUGCUGUACCGGCGGUACGCGCCGCCGUCGUCGGCCGCCACGGCGCUGCGCCUGCAGCACUGCGCGCUGCGCCUGCUGCGCCACCUCACGCACGCGCCGCACGCCGUCACGCAUGCGCACCACGAUUACCUUAACAAGUUAGCAGAGUUCCUAAAACUGUUUGUGUCAUUGCAUUUCAAGAGGUUGGAGGCAGAACCAGAGUUUGACGCCAUUGAAUUCUUGUCAUAUCUAUUCCAAUAUACAUUCCAGGUACCCACGUGUGGUAUUUUUGUAAACUGUUUAGAUAUAUGGAUACAAUUUAUAGACAUUCUGAAGCCAGAAGAUACACCUAAAUAUUGGGAAGCUUUACAAGCGCUCGUGAAUGGAGUGCUGAACAAAAUCCAGUUCCAACAUAAUAAGGCUCAGUUACAGCAUCUGGACAAUGAUGUUCGUGACGAUGACGGCGAGACCGAAUGGCACACAUUCCUGAAACAUUGUAUAGAAUGCAUCGCUCGCGUCGCGGAACUAGCGCCGCUCGAUGUUUUCACCGCCGUGCUAGAGCGCUGGCAGUGCCUGGCGGGCGUGCACGCGCGGGCGGCGUCGCGCGGCGGCGAGGGCGAGCGCCUGCUGGCCGCGCUGCUCGACCUCGCCACGCUCACGCGCGUGCUGGGACGGCUGGCACCCGCGCUGCUCGCAGAGACGGAGAGCAGCCGUCGCGCAACGGGCUGGGCGCUGGGCGCGGGGCUGGUGGAGCGGGUGGGCGCGGCGCUGGGCGGCGCCGCCCUCACGCGCCCGCACCGCGCCGCGCCGCACCAUCUCGCGCAUGCGCACGUGCACGUGCACGCAGAAAUGUUCGCCUGUAUGGGCGCGUGGUGCUGCUACGCGAACGAGUGCGGCGUCCCAGUGCACACGAUGGAAGGACUGUUCUCAUCUGCUGUACCCUUCCUACUGCCGCAUGAGAUACCGGAACCGCCGUUGUUAUGCCACGCCGCAGCUCAUCUGCUUCUGAGCCUCGCAAAGAACGUGAAAUUCAACAGCGAUCCUGUAGUGCUGUGUGGCGACUUGUAUGAACACGCUCAAAGAUCUCUGCAGUACCUCGCACCAAAGACGGCGCCGGUGGUGCGCGAGGCGCUGCUGUCGCUGGCGCUGCGCGGCGGCGGCGCGGGCGGCGCGGCGCGCGCGCUGCUGGCGGCGUGGGGCGGCGCGCUGCAGGCGCAGGGCCCGGCGCUGGCGCUGCCGCCGCUCACCGCGCUGCUGCACGCCUUUGCUGACGCGCCUACGCAUGCCAAGAAGGCGAUAGCAGAAGGUAUUCAAGGAUCAGCCGAGACGGCGUUACGGAUGCUCUGUGAGCCAACGUUCGCGUCAGCCGAGCCGGAGAUCACGGACUUCUUCCUCGCGCUGUUCACCGCGCUGUUGCCGCAACUCGGUAACUUUGCGUACAACGCCAUCGACGUCUUCUUAGAAGUUGCUCAGAGGGGCGGCGGGUCGCUGGGGCUGGAGCGGCUGGUGGAGUGCGUGCGGCUGGGCGUGGAGGCGGGCGGCGGCGCCGUGCUGCCGCGCGCCGUGCUCACCCUGCUCGCGCGACACGUGCUGCCGCGCGCCACGCUCGCCGCGCCCGACCUCGCGCGCGCCGCCUACCGCCUGCUCGCCAGUGUACUGAUCCACCGUUGGCGCUACUUCUUCCCGAACAAGUGCGAGGAGUCAGAGAGCAACGCGCGCACGGAUGAGCUGCGCGGUGCGCUGUCGGCACUGGGGCGGGCGCUGCUGCAGCCAGACAUCGAGCUGUUGCGGCUCAACAUCGACACGCUGGAUACACUCAACACCAAGUGCAAGCUUUACCAUAAGGUGAUGUUCCGCACGGAGUUCCUGGGCGAGUUCUUGUCGGUGCUGCUGCUAGGGCUGGCGGAGGGCGGGUGGCGGGCGCUGGCGCGGGACGAGGCCACGGCGGCCGUGCACGCGAUGGCGCUGGUCGACUUCCCCGCCUUCCGCGCCGCCUUCCUGCCGCACUUCCUCGCCUCGCUGCCUGGACUAGCGCCUCACCAUCAACAGAUGUUGGCGCAGUUCCCGCCUGAUACUGACUUACCAACAUUCACGCAAAAUAUCCAGCGUCUAAUGAACGACAUAAACUGUUACCGCGCGUACGGCUCUCUGGCGCCGGUCGGCAUGGCGUCCUAGCACCGCCUCGAAUUUCACCCGCUACUGUGAUAUGUGAACACUUGUGAUAAAUAACUUAUACAUACGUAGCUCAACGGACUGGAGUCGACAAUAUUACGUAUUUGUGCAGCAAAUGGUGGAUAUAUGGAGAUAUACAUGUACAUAUAUGUGGAUAUAUGUAGAAUGAAUCGAAUGUAGGAUGUUCUCUUACCUACAUGUUACAAUUCUGGAUACAAACUCUUGAAGACUACUGCGAUAGGCGGCGUCAAUGGUUGAUGAAAGUUGUUUUAACGAAAUUGUACCAUGUCAAUUUGAAUUUCUAAAUGUGAGAUCCAAAGAAUUAAAAAUAUUUGUGCGCACAAGGAAUAUAGCGAGCAAAUGGGUUUUAAAUGUGAAGAUGUGCUUGAAUGACACAUCGAAUUAAUAUUUGUGGACAAUGGAAAUAAUAAUCUGAAGAUUUGGACUUUUGGCUAUUUUAUAUUAUGUAAAAUUUAAGAUAGCGUAUUCAAAAUUUUAUUAUCAUAAAAGUAUGAAAGUAUUUUGUGAUAUAUAAAAUGUAAAUAAAUUUCCAGUGUGGGAAUGCAAAAUUUUUACGUAACUUAUAAGGGUUAUAAGAGAUUCAUUGGCCAACUUUUUAAUAAUGCGUCGUUUUAAGGCCGAUAAAGGUUCGUGCAAAACGAUGCGGAAUGUAGGUAUCGAAUUGUAAAAAGUGAUUCAGUGACAACUUAGGUAUGCUGUGGAUGGUUUCCAUCACAAAUAUUUUUAACUGACCAAUAAAACUGCAUUUGACAAUCUUUUGUAGUAAAAUUAUCCAAUAUUCAGUGUGUACCUUGUAAUAUAAUAUAUAUUAUUAUAAAUAAACAAGGUCACCUAAUCCGAGUUUAAAGUCUGGGGUUCUUGUUGUUUAUGUCUUGAAACAACAUCAAAUAACGACUACACGUUAUUUGAUGUUGUUUCAAACUGUGCUAACAAUUAUGUUAGGAUAGUUUUGUUAGUAGUUAGAACUACGGGCUACUUCCUAGAUAGGGUGUAGUGGAUGACCAAUCCUUAGGAAUUAUUAUUACCUACAUACUUAAAUAAAUAUUCUAUAUUUCGUUUUUAUCACUAGUUAGUAGAAGUUUACUAAUAUUACUAAGACAAAUCAUAAUUUUACUAAGUUCUUGACUGAAUUUGGCGUAUAAGACUGUAAAUAUAUUCAUUCGAGUUUAUUUCUAUGUUAAAACACCUAUUUUUUACUUUACAAAGCUGAUCGUAAUUUACGCUUUGGUUCUAUGUAACAAAUCAUUUAUCUGCAUUUAUAAAUUGUAUCUGCACGACGCGAUUAUCGAAAAUAAUGUAAACUAGUUAUUGGAAUGAUUUUGUUAAGAAUAGCCAUAUGAACUGGUAUAGAAACAUUUGGGCCCGUUUGGAACAGUUAUUGAAAUUAACGAUUUUAAGACAAACAUUUAGAUCACAUAAAUGUAGGUAUUUAAGCAAAAUCAAUCAACAAAAAUAUUUUGUGAUAACUUCUACCAUGAUGCAAAUUCACAUAUUGAGGUUUAAAAAAACUGGUUGUUUUUUAAAUUGCAACAGAUUGUUGUUGCAAUAUAAGUAAAUUAUAAAUGCGCUACUGCACACUAUAUUGGGAUAAGUUUAAAAUGCAUGUUGGUUUUAAACAAUAAUUGGCUAUUUAGUUUUGUCACAAUAUUUACAAACGAAAACAAUAAGAACUGGUUGUUUACUUAAACAAGUUAAUAGUAAUUUUAGUAAAUAUUGUUUGCAUUUAAGUUUUAGUUGCUUGGGGGUGCAAUAGGUCGAGUGAUAAUGUUCAAAUUAUGUGUCAAGGGGAAACCACAUUAUUUCUGUAUGCUUAUUAAAAAGGAAAAUAAAGAAAAUUAGUUUUUUUGAUAAAAA
This is a messenger RNA of Helicoverpa zea (corn earworm), 5164 nucleotides long. It is a transcript of the gene ebo, whose product is annotated as exportin-6. NCBI's taxonomy places the organism in Eukaryota, Metazoa, Arthropoda, Insecta, Lepidoptera, Noctuidae. The coding region runs from base 242 to 3292 and encodes 1016 amino acids. The transcript is spliced from 21 exons. Gene Ontology annotation, biological process: protein export from nucleus. The record is from RefSeq and is a predicted model, not a curated record. Gene Ontology annotation, molecular function: nuclear export signal receptor activity; small GTPase binding.